AUGAGCGAGCCGUUUCGAAUUGGAAAAUUGCCGGGAGUCGUGUUGAGAAAAGUGUUUUUCAAUAUGACACUUUUUGAAUUAAUCAACUUAUCUCAAUGCUCCAAUAAAACCAAGUCUUUAAUAAACGCCUGGAAUAUUCGACACCUGGAGCUGCAUGUUAACUUGUGCUAUGACUAUUUUGUGCGAGUCUCGGAGUUUGUCACCUCCAACCGAUAUCUCACAAAGAGCCAAAAGUUCCAAUGCAAUACAGCGAACCCUGUUACCCAAUACCUCGAUACUGAAUUGUCAGUGGAGCGAGUUCUAACACUUAUAGAGCGAAUCAACAGCGUGUUUAAAGCGGAAAUCAAAUCAUUGAAGAUCACACCAAACGGAUUGGAGAAUCAGAUGAGAAUGAUUAUUGAUCGAAUUCUGAAUAUCCAGAAGGCUAUCGAUUCUUGUAAAAUUGUGGGAGAUGGCACUUCUGCAUUCCCUCAUCGCUGUGAAAUUUUGAGACUGAAAUUUCGUGAAGUCAACGAUCAAAUCGAUGAAUACUUUGACUUCUUCUCAAUGGGAGGGAUUCCUUGUGACAAACUGAGCAUAGAACACUCCAGUUGGUUUCAAAUAUCACAUUUGUUGGAUUCUACAGUAUGCUCCAAAAUUCAAUUGAAACACUCCAGUUUCAAAUCGUACGAUUUGAACGAGUUUUUGAGGGAAUGGGUGACCGGAGCACUUCCGAAUCUCUUGUUUCUUUCGGUCAAAUCUCGUUAUUGUCGUGAUAUGCAAUUGGUGAUGGAAGGAUUGGAAGAGGUACAGGAUACAACGGACUUCCGUGGAAGAUCGCAUGAAUGCUUCUCCGGAACCGAACAACACAUCAUCAACGGCAAAUACAUUCGACGUGUUGAUGGUGCCGUCGCCACUUUCAAUCUCCGAGAGACCUCAGCUUUCCGCGAUUUCUUCAUUUUCGAGUUCGCUCUCUUGAGAGUUGACAUUUGA
This is a messenger RNA of Caenorhabditis remanei, 972 nucleotides long. RefSeq lists its product as uncharacterized. The coding region runs from base 1 to 972 and encodes 323 amino acids. Lineage: Eukaryota; Metazoa; Nematoda; Chromadorea; Rhabditida; Rhabditidae. The record is from RefSeq and is a predicted model, not a curated record. Gene Ontology annotation, biological process: embryo development. The transcript is spliced from 3 exons. Gene Ontology annotation, molecular function: protein binding.